AUGAACAACUUCGGACUUAACGCUACCGAGCAACGCCAGCUCGAGGAGCGCCUUUCCAAGCGCCAGAUGCAGGACUUCAUGGGCAUGUUCCACAACAUGUUCGAGACCUGCUUCACCUCCUGCGUCGACGAGUUCACCUCCAAGGCUCUCUCGUCGCGCGAGAACGGCUGCAUCUCCCGCUGCGUGCAAAAGACCCUCGCCAUGCAGCAGCGUCUCGGCGAGCGCUUCCAGGAACACAGCCAAACGACCAUGAUGAACCAACAACAGUAG
Messenger RNA from Scedosporium apiospermum, 270 nucleotides. RefSeq lists its product as uncharacterized. Lineage: Eukaryota; Fungi; Ascomycota; Sordariomycetes; Microascales; Microascaceae. The record is from RefSeq and is a predicted model, not a curated record. The transcript is spliced from 3 exons. The coding region runs from base 1 to 270 and encodes 89 amino acids.